Messenger RNA from Microdochium trichocladiopsis, 2848 nucleotides. RefSeq names its product ribonuclease H-like domain-containing protein. The transcript is spliced from 4 exons. The coding region runs from base 1 to 2391 and encodes 796 amino acids. Lineage: Eukaryota; Fungi; Ascomycota; Sordariomycetes; Xylariales; Microdochiaceae. The record is from RefSeq and is a predicted model, not a curated record. Gene Ontology annotation, molecular function: RNA binding; protein binding.
AUGUUCUACCGAUACGAUAUUGCUGUUUCACCCGCGGUCGCCGGAAGAAAGCUUAGCCAGGUCAUCAGGCUGUUACUGGAGUCCGAAGAAUUGAUGGAAUUUCGACGGGAUGUGGCCACUGACUUCAAGUCAACUCUUGUGUCGCGUCAGAAGUUGCCCGCGGAUGAGACGGUUGCCAAAAUCCAGUACCGCUCGGAAGAUGAGGACGAACCUCGACAAAAUGCCACCCAAUACGAAGUUCGUCUCCUAUACACGAAUACCUUGAGUGUCUCGCAUCUGAUCGAGUAUCUCACAUCUACGAACAUAAGCGCGCGGUUCGACGACGCUCAGUCUCUGCAAGAAUUCUCUCUAGCCGAUAACGCGGAUACGUGGGAUCUUGGCACAGGAUUGACGGCAAUACGAGGCUUCUUUUCGAGCGUGAGGGUGGCAACCUGCCGCCUCCUUGUCAAUGUGAAUGUCAGCCACCGUGCCUUUUAUGAAGCAGGGCCGCUGGACAAGAUCAUGUUAAUGUACUACUCUGCUCACCAAAGCAGCAGGUACAAACUGAACAACUUCCUCGCGAAGCUCAAGGUGGAGCCUACUCACCUGCCAGAAAGGAAGAACAAAAAGGGUGAAAUCGUGCGGAAAGUCAAGACCAUUGUUGGCCUCGCCAACACGAAUGACGGACACGGCCUCCCGCACCCCCCAAGGGUAAAAGAGUUUGGUGCAGGUCCUAAGGAUGUGAAGUUCUGGCUCGAAGGCGGUGGGGGAGGCCAGCCUGCGAGCACACCAGGAGCCGGAAGUCAGGACGAAGGUAAAAAGAAAAAGAAGAAAUGGAAACAGGCAGGCCCUUCCGACAAGCCAUCGUCGACCUCGUCCAGUGGCAGAUACAUCAGUGUUUACGACUUCUUUUGGACCAAAUAUAACUGGCAGACCAACCCCAUGAUCCCCAUCAUCAACGUCGGUACACGAGAUACCCCAAGCUACCUUCCACCUGAGGUCUGUGUCGUCGGUCCAGGUCAGAAUUCAAACUCACAGCUCAACCCCGCGCAAACCCAACGAAUGAUACAGUUUGCUGUACGGAGCCCAUGGGAGAAUGCUGCUUCAAUAGUCCGCGAUGGUUUUCAAACAGUUGGUCUUUCAUCACAGGCGAACGUGCUUCUGGAUCGGUUUGGCGUAUGGGUCCCACCUCAGUUGAUCACUGUGUCAGGGAGGGUUCUCAACGAGCCUAAGGUCUUGUACAAAGAGAAGCCAGCCCCGGUGCGCUCUGGCAGCUGGAAUAUGGUUAACAUGAAGUUGAACACCACCGGGACUAUGACGAAUUGGUCGUACCUGCUCAUUUCAAUACCUGAUCGGCGAGACGCAUUUGAUCAAGCAGGCCUCAUCGCUAUGCUCGUCAAGUUUCAAGAGGCUUUGCGCAAAACCGGAAUGGUCGUGGCCCCCCCGGCUCAGGGACGAAGACUAGUCCUGAGAGACCAGGAUGACCCUGAGCUCGACAACGUCUUCAAAUUAGCUGCCAAGUCCUUACACCUGCUUUUCAUUAUCCUACCAGAUACCACACCCCUCUACAACAGGAUCAAACACUGCGGCGACGUUAAGUACGGGAUUCAAACUAUCUGCGUUGUUGGCCAUAAGAUUGCCAAAGAGAAGGGUCAGGACCAGUACUUCGCCAACGUCGCCCUGAAGCUCAACCUGAAACUGGGCGGAAACAACCAGCUACUCGAUAAACCACGCCUUGGUAUAAUCAAUGAGAAUAAGACUAUGGUUGUCGGUAUUGACGUCACACACCCGUCUCCUGGGUCUAGUUCUCGCGAGCCAAGCAUCGCCGGGAUGGUUGCGAGCGUUGAUAGGUGGCUUGGCCAGUGGCCUGCAAUUCUCCAGGUCCAGGCCGGCGCUCGCCAGGAAAUGGUCACGGACCUGUCAGACAUGCUUAAAUCACGCCUCCAGCUGUGGAAAACCAAAGGACACCACCAGCCCCUGCCCGAGAAUAUCUUGGUAUACCGUGACGGCGUCUCCGAGGGUCAGUAUGACAAAGUCAUCGAUGAGGAACUUCCACGGCUGCGUAAGGCAUGUACGGAGGUGUAUCCGACCUCUGACCAGAAAAAGGGCCUCCCACAUUUCACCAUCGUCAUUGUCGGUAAGCGUCACCACACGCGAUUUUACCCGACCAAGGAAGCCAACGCCGACCGGUCCGGCAACCCGAAGCCCGGCACCAUCGUCGACCGCGGUGUCACAGAGGCACGUAACUGGGACUUCUUCCUCCAAGCGCACGCAGCCAUUCAGGGCACCGCGCGUCCGGGGCACUACGUUGUCGUGCUCGAUGAGAUCUUCCGAGCUCGCUAUGCCAAGACGUUGCCGCCGGAUUGCAGCAACGUGGCGGAUGUGCUUGAGGACCUAACGCAGAGCUUGUGAUAUGUGUAUGGGCGUACGACCAAGGCAGUCAGUCUGUGUACGCCGGCUUACUAAGCUGAUAUUGUCUGUGAGAGGGCUAGGUGCUAUCUGAGUGGUGUGUUUGACACGCCGACACAGUCCGCGGAGCCGUCACUGGCCGGAAGUCAGACGGAGGGGUUGCAAGUUGGGAAUGAAGAUGUGAGGAUUCAUGAGAAGUUGAAGGAUACCAUGUUUUAUAUUUAAGCAGCGGAAGAAGCGGGGAAGCUGGGAUCUUGCAGUCCUUGAUUUUGGUCCUCCAACAACGACUCAAGUAUUUUAAUAAUGUUAGGAUGCCAGAAAUGGUGACGCGAAGGUGCGUAUUUGUUUAUAACGGCUUGAAUCUUGCUGCGCUUCCUUAAUUGCAGUUGUUUCCUAGUGUGAAAACUGGCCUCCAUGACAGGUAGGCCUUCCUUCGUAUGACAUGUUGAGUGAAGUGGGG